AUGAUGGAGAAGAUCCUACUGGGUGCUACUGAAAGGCGUUCAAAGGACAAGGCAAUAAUCAGCAACACCUUCUACAAUAAGGUCACCUGCACUGUCGAUGAAGGGAAGGUGGUGGAUGUAGUUUUUCUGGAUUUUAGGAGGGCUUUUGAUCCUGUCCCUCACAGCAUCCCUCUGGACAUGAUGUCCAGCUGUGAGAUGAGCAGAUGGUCACGCCCCUUGGGGACCAGCAUAAAAGUCAGCCCAGAGCCUCUCUCCCUCACACACUUCUCCUGACGCCUUCUUCUCUGCAGUCAACAAGGGACCCUCCACACCACAGACAUGGCCUGCUACGACCUCUGCCGCCCCUGCGGACCCACCCCGCUGGCUGACAGCUGCAACGAGCCCUGUGUCAGGCAGUGCGAGGACUCCCGCGUCGUCAUCCAGCCUUCCACCGUGGUCGUCACCCUGCCAGGACCCAUCCUCAGCUCCUUCCCACAGAACACCGCCGUCGGAUCCUCCUCAUCCGCUGCCGUCGGCAACAUCCUCAGCUCCCAGGGAGUGCCUGUCUCCUCCGGAGGCUUCGGCUACGGCUAUGGCUUUGGAGGCCUGGGCUGCUUCGGUGGCAGAAGAGGCUGCUACCCCUGCUAA
Messenger RNA from Gavia stellata (red-throated loon), 627 nucleotides. RefSeq lists its product as uncharacterized. Gene Ontology annotation, cellular component: intermediate filament. Lineage: Eukaryota; Metazoa; Chordata; Aves; Gaviiformes; Gaviidae. Gene Ontology annotation, molecular function: structural constituent of cytoskeleton. The record is from RefSeq and is a predicted model, not a curated record. The transcript has 4 exons.